Messenger RNA from Macroventuria anomochaeta, 1279 nucleotides. Its product is annotated as formamidase FmdS. The transcript has 5 exons. The record is from RefSeq and is a predicted model, not a curated record. Gene Ontology annotation, molecular function: hydrolase activity, acting on carbon-nitrogen (but not peptide) bonds, in linear amides. Lineage: Eukaryota; Fungi; Ascomycota; Dothideomycetes; Pleosporales; Didymellaceae. The coding region runs from base 1 to 1242 and encodes 413 amino acids.
AUGGGUAAAGAAGGCCUCAGGUACGCCGCGAAGGUCGAUUUGAACAGAUCGGCAGCCGAACAGGAUGUCCUCCAUAACCGCUGGCACCCUGACAUUCCCUCCGUCGGUACCAUCAAAAACAACGAAGUCGUCAAGAUCGAAUGCGUAGACUGGACAGGCGGGCAGAUUGGCAACAACGACAGCGCAGAUGACAUGCGCGAUGUCGACCUCACCAAGAUCCACUACCUGACCGGACCUUUCGAUAUUGAGACAGCGGAGCCGGGCGAUGUUCUGGUGUUGGAGAUCCAGGAUGUUCAGCCCUUGGAUGAGCAGCCGUGGGGCUUUACAGGAGUGUUCUCAAAGGAUAAUGGAGGAGGGUUUUUGGACGAGAUUUAUCCUGAACCCGCAAAAGCCAUCUGGGACUUUGAAGGCAUAUUCUGCUCCUCACGGCAUAUUCCCGGCGUCCGGUUCGCCGGACUCAUCCACCCCGGCAUCCUUGGCUGCGCGCCCUCCGCCGACAUCCUCGCACUCUGGAACAAGCGCGAAGGCGAGCUGAUCAAAGCCUGUGCGCACACGCACUCCCGCGUGGUCGCUGAGCCCCCGCAGCCUAAGAAUGUGCAUGCGGGAUCCGCUGGUAAAGAUCUAAAGGAGAAGGUGGGGAGGGAAGGUGCAAGGACAAUUCCUGGGCGGCCGGAACAUGGGGGGAAUUGCGAUAUUAAGAAUUUAUCGAGGGGGAGCAAGGUGUUUUUGCCGGUGCAUGUUAAGGGCGCGAAGUUCAGUGUUGGAGACCUUCACUUCUCACAGGGUGAUGGAGAAAUCAGUUUCUGUGGCGCGAUCGAGAUGGCGGGUGUUAUCACGAUCAAAUUCUCCGUCUUGAAGGGCGGCGUCAAGCAGUUGGAUAUGAAGAGCCCCAUCUACAUCCCUGGACCUGUGGAGCCGCAGUUCGGACCGGGGAGGUACAUCUACUUCGAAGGAUUCUCGGUUGACGAGCAUGGCAAGCAGCAUUACCUCGAUACGACGGUGGCGUAUCGGCAGACGAGUCUGAGGGUGAUUGAAUAUCUGAGGCGGUAUGGUUACAACGACUACCAGAUCUACCUCCUGCUGUCUUGCGCUCCGGUCCAGGGUCAUGUUGCGGGCAUCGUGGAUAUUCCGAACUCGUGUACGACUAUGGGUCUGCCGAUGGAUAUCUUUGACUUCGACAUUUCGCCGCACCUCCCUGCUGAGAAGAGGGACCUGGGAAGUUGUGCGUUUGUGAGCAAAUAAAGAGGGAGCUGUUGUGUUCACUGUUAGUCAAUCGAAU